AUGGCGGAGAACCUGAGUAUCGCCUUCGAUAUAUCGGAACAACAGUACUGGCUCCCCGGAGAACAUAUACGUGGGUCUGUCAUUAUCAAAGUGCCAUUUUCAACGGCCAUUUCCAGUGCGAGGAUUGACUUUGAAGGCUUGUCGCUGAUCCACACGACGAACAAUGACCGCAGCACGACGUUUUCUACACACAAAUUUCUCUACCAGAAUCACGAUGUGCGUUCUGUCACUAAAGUUAGCGAUGUGACCCAGAAGACUUGCCUCUCAACAUAUCGAAUCCCUUUUGAUUUCCUGAUAUCCAGCACAAUAUCAUCUGGCGCAGGCAAAUUGCCAGAUGGCGGUCUUGAGCUUCCCCCGACGAUGUUAAUCGGCAGACUUGUGUGGAGCCGCAAGCACGGCAGAGUCUUCGCGCAACCCAAUAUUUCUUAUCAUCUCGUUGCCAAAGUCGCGCUGGUUGACCAAUCGUCAUCAAACACACGGGUUCUAAGGGAAGAGAAGCCCAUCAAGAUCUGGAAGAGCUCUUCGAGCCUGCCGCCGAUCAGCCUGGGUGACUUUGCCGCAGAAUACAGAACCGUCGCCGAGACCCAGUGCGCUCUCCGAAGGCUGUUGGUAUCGCCCAAACUUCGCCUCACAAUAUCGACAACAGAGCCAGCUGCGGUAGCGUUCAGCUGUCGGAAUUCAGACCAGGUGGCCCAUGUCGACCUCAGCGUCCGUCUUUCACGCCCGGCUUCAUCACACGCGGACGAAGGUCGACUUCGAAGUCUCCUGGACCAAAAAGUCAAGAUCCAGGUCCAGGCUUGCCUGCGGGCCAAGACAUUCUACAGCCCAGUUGCGUUCGAGAAAUUCCCCGGCCAGACAAUGUUGACCCCAACCAGCAGUUGCCGGAUGAACGAUAAGGUGUUUCAGCUUGGUGCUGUAAUGGGUCUCCCCGUAGACCCCGCAGUGGCUGCCUGGAGGAGGCCUUCGAUUCAUUUCGAAGGAAGCACUCAUGAUGGUUCCUUCGCCGUGGGAGAAGAGAAAGAUGAAGAGAAGCGGGAGCUCCGCACCAGGGGACUAAGCGACGACGACGCACAUGCCUCGAAAGUCGACGGCGCUAUCUGGCACAGCCACUUCUAUUGCCCUCUCACCAUUCCGCACGGUCUCGUACCUACGUUCUGGAGCCCCACGGCGAGUCAACAGUACAGUUUGCUGUUAGGUGUGAAAGUCUUGGGCAUUAAAAGCCAGACCAAACUCCGGCUCGAAGUGCCUCUGCAGAUAUACUAUGAUUUGGGGCCCGUUGCAGCGCCCUGUGGACCGAGGUGUCGACGUCUAUUGCUGGGGAAUGGAGAGACGGGACGACCACAGAGGGAUCAGCAGGAGGGAGGGAAUGUCUCCACUACGAUUGUUAUGCACGAUGUGGGCGAGGGGAGCCCGCCUAUGUAUGUUUAA
Molecule: messenger RNA, 1428 nt
Organism: Fonsecaea multimorphosa CBS 102226
Lineage: Eukaryota; Fungi; Ascomycota; Eurotiomycetes; Chaetothyriales; Herpotrichiellaceae
Exons: 3
Coding region: 1-1428 (475 amino acids)
Source: RefSeq, a predicted model, not a curated record